CCAGGUGAAUGAGCGCCAAUGACGUCACUGGACGCUAAACUAGCUGAAGUGUGUAUUGUGUAGAUAGGAAGUACUAGCUGAAGUCUCCAAAACUCUUCGGCUUCCUUGGAGUCUGCCGAAUAUGUAUCCAGUUGGGCAGCCUCCAGGACCACCUGGUCGUUCUGGUCCUCCAGGACCUCCUGGAUCACAACCACCUCGUGGAGUACCUGGCACAAUGUCUCAACCUGGUCCUUCAGAAACUUCUCUUACAUCAACUGGUGGAGCUUCUGCAGUUCAACCUGGUUCAUCAGUAUCACAAGGAGCACCUCAAAUGCCUGAGUUGCCUGUAUUUAUUUGUCCAAGACGUCCAAAUAUUGGUACAGAAGGACGUGUUAUUAUAUUAAGAGCUAAUCAUUUCCAAAUUUCUAUGCCAAGAGGCUACUUACAUCAUUAUGAUGUUACAAUUACUCCUGAUAAAUGUCCAAGAAAAGUUAAUCGGUAAGGUUGAAUUUUUUAAGAAAUAUAUUUAGAAAUUAAAAAAUUGAUUAGAGUUUGAAUUAUAUACAGUAGAACCCUGAAUAUCUGAUGUAAUGUGAAUCAAUGCUCUAUCAGAUAACUGAAAACUUAGAUAAAAUAGAUUGCCAUGGGCAUUUCAGAAUAAAAAUUAUGAAAAUUAAAGAUUUAUAUGGUAGCACUUUUAAAUUUUUU
Molecule: messenger RNA, 687 nt
Organism: Centruroides sculpturatus (bark scorpion)
Lineage: Eukaryota; Metazoa; Arthropoda; Arachnida; Scorpiones; Buthidae
Product: protein argonaute-1-like
Exons: 2
Coding region: 122-481 (119 amino acids)
Source: RefSeq, a predicted model, not a curated record